Eupeodes corollae is the source of this 1325-nucleotide messenger RNA. RefSeq names its product UPF0415 protein C7orf25 homolog. The record is from RefSeq and is a predicted model, not a curated record. The transcript is spliced from 5 exons. The coding region runs from base 80 to 1225 and encodes 381 amino acids. NCBI's taxonomy places the organism in Eukaryota, Metazoa, Arthropoda, Insecta, Diptera, Syrphidae.
GACGGAUUCGUCAACAACAAAAAAGUAGUUUACUUUUUUUUGCAUUUUAUGUUGAAAUUUCUUAUUCACGUCUUGUAUAAUGGAAAUAUGUGAAGAAAAUAUCAAAAAAUUAGCUGAAGAAAAGAUCUUCUUAGGUAAAAAUCUAAUAGAACAACUCGAUCAGUACAAGACAAUACCGGGUGCCCAGAAAAUCCAACGUAAAAUCAAUCAAGAGAUCAAAUUCUUACAAAAGGUUGUAUCAACGAACUCCAUCAAAUUGAAUCAUGUUAUGUGCAGCAAUUUGACCCAUUACCAAUUUCUGGUGAAGAUUCUCGAGCUGCAGAAGGAUGUUGUCCAUAUUGACUGUGGAUUCCCAGUAGAAGAGCGCAACAACCCACUAAGGGUUGAUAUUGUCUGCGAAAAUGGACUGAAAUGGAUAAAAGCGAUCGCAAGGAAUUCCAAGUCAUUAACAGACGCAGCCAACGGUCGUGCUAGCUACGGAGCAAAGAGCAUUAUUGACCAAGCUGAAGAAUUCAUAUAUGCAGCUAAUCAAAACCUCUGUAUGUUCCGUAAGCCCAAGGUGGUAUUUUACUUUAGUCAUGAAAUCGAAAAUGAAAUACUCGAAGACAUGAAGGAAAUCGGUGUAGAAGCAUUGUCCAUAACAAAUCAACAACCACUUCCAGGUGAUGUCGGCGUUCUUAAUGAUGAAGACAAUUCAGAAACAGACUAUGCCGACGUUAGUACAUUGAAUUUAGACAUUACAACUAUGCUAGCCUAUAUCAGUUCCUUAACCAACGGAAGCACCAACUGGAGUUUCAGAGAACCCAUUCUCACCGAACAGGCUAAACGAGAACGGGAGUCCCCCCUCAAGCCAGUUUUGGAUAAAAUCUUUGAGGGUAAAAGAUUGAUUUGUUGUGAAACUGCCUUUCAAUCCUUCCAAGACAUUGUAAAUCUACUUGCUGGUGAUAUGGAAAAACAACGAGCUAAGGAACUAAUGGAAAGAGUUGAAAUACACAAAGAUGUUCAAGAGAUUCCGAAUGAAGUAUCUGUGAUAAAUGUGGGUGGAAAAAUAAACCCUAGAAGUUUGAAAAUUUUUGCUUUUGGCAUUACAAUGAAGGCAUUGACAAUAACUUCAAAUAAGGGUUUCAUUAGGUCAGCUAAAAUGCAGGGUAUAAAUGUCCCGGUUUUCAUUCAUCAAGCAAGAGCUUUAACUGAAUCUAAAGAAACAACUGCCCAACGUUUAUAGUGAAUCUAUCGAAAUUUAAAUUUGUUAUUAAAAAAAUUGUUUAUUUGUAUAAAUUUAUUCUGUAACGAGAGAAAACAAUAAAAUUUUCUUUGUUACGUUA